AUGGAUAUUCCAGAAUUUAGAGCAUCGUGUAAACUUAAUGGACAUAAUUCAAAUGAAUAUGCAUGUCACACAUGUGACAAACCAAGAGAUGGUUUAUUUAUUUGCCAUUCAGGUACAUUAACAAAACAAGAAGAUAUUACAAAUUUUCACUCCACCAAACCAAAUUAUGCUGAAUUAAAUGCUGAUAUAGAAUUAAAAAAAAUAUGGGAAAAAAAAGCAAAAGAUAUUGGUAUCAAAGGUGUGGGCAGAGGGUGGGUCGAACCUUUGUCCAUUAAUUAUUUAAAAACACAACCAGACAUAUUACAUAAUAUUUUAUUAGGUGUCGCACAAAGAUGUUUAUAUUACAUUUUUGAUAAAUAUAAAAAUAAAAUUGCAAAUUUUUUAAAUAAUUUAAAAAAUGCAAAAAUAAUAGAUAACAAACCAAAACCAUCAAUUUCACUAUUUGCAAAUAAAACAAGGAAAGGAAGAGAGAGUAGAUCAAUAUUAUAUUACCUUUUAAUAUCAAUUAAAAAGCAAAUAUCAAAUGAUGAUUUUUUAAUUAUGGAACAAUUGGUAACUAUAUGUUUUAAAUUAUAUAGUUACUCUUUUGAUGAAAAUGAUUUAAAUUAA
This is a messenger RNA of Dictyostelium discoideum AX4, 609 nucleotides long. RefSeq lists its product as hypothetical. The record is from RefSeq and is a predicted model, not a curated record. The transcript has a single exon. Lineage: Eukaryota; Evosea; Eumycetozoa; Dictyosteliales; Dictyosteliaceae. Bases 1 to 609 code for a protein of 202 amino acids.